This is a messenger RNA of Knipowitschia caucasica, 810 nucleotides long. NCBI's taxonomy places the organism in Eukaryota, Metazoa, Chordata, Actinopteri, Gobiiformes, Gobiidae. The record is from the annotation of a GenBank genome assembly.
AUGCGGCGUCUCAAGAGCGGCGCCUGUCACCACGGCGACGCCCGGACACGAAAGCAAUUCUCCAACAGCGCGAACAGAAGAGCUGAGGUCGGCAGAACUCUACGAAGGGAAGUGUGGACCAGGAUGAAGCGAGCACUGAAGAGGACGAGUGCGGGGAAGGUGCAGGUGCACACAGCGGCUUUAGUGGCGCCAGUGAAAGCCACAGAGCAGCUCCCAGAGCAGCUGCUAGUAACAAACGGCACAAAAGAAACUACGGCAGAGCACAUAUUCCAGCUACUGAACGCGUUUAUCCAUGAGAAUGGACUGGACUGGAAAAAGUGUGUGGGGGUGUGUACAGACGGCGCGAGGGCUAUGACGGGUCAUAACAGCGGGGUAGCCACUCGCAUCAGAGAGGUGGCACCUGAGAUGCGCUGGACUCACUGCAGUAUCCACCGUGAGGCACUGGCAGUGAAGAAGAUGCCUGAUGACCUGAAGUCUGUGCUGGACUCUGCUGUAAAAACUGUGAACUUCAUAAAGUCCAGACCGAUGAAUGCUCGCUUAUUUCAUGUGCUCUGCGAGGAGAGAAAAAGCAGCCAGUGUGUAAAGGUGAGACAGCAAGAACUGUUACUUGCAGCUAGCUAUAGCAGUAGCAGCAGUGUUCUCCUGCUGCAGAAAGGUCACCUCUCUCUGUGGGUGACGUUGACGUGCACCGAUAAAGGUCACGGUGUGGGCCUCGACGCAGAGCUGCACCCGGGGGCCCGUUUACCCCCUGCUGGCCCCGCCCCCUCUCUCACAAUGCACCGCUCUCCAGCCCCGACAGAGGCUGAGUAG